CACAGAAAAUGCCUAACCUUCGACUCUGGUGAAAUGAAGCCAAUUCAGUCGCCAUUUAAUGGCCGCUGCCAUUUGGUUGGCAGUGAUUGGUCCAAGUCAGUCUGAGUCAUGUUCCUAGGGCAGCUACUGUCGCCAAUCAUGAGUGAGUUUGUUCAAAGUCCACACCCCUUCUGCAUAGAAGUCUGUGGGAUUUUGGCUUCUUGGAGACAGCAGGUACUUCCUGUUUGGAAUACCAAAGGGGAGGGGUCAAGCUGUCCAGUGAUAUAGACGCUUCCAACAUGGCAACGGAAAUAUUGCACUUAAAAAAAAAAAAAAAAGGCGAGUGAAUUGACUUGAUUUGGUUGGAACCGGAAGCUAAAUUUUCUAUGGAUGAUGCCACAUUCGCUCAGUCCAGUUCUCAUAUACAGUCAAUUGCUUCUCUACACAUGGAGGAUGGUAGGUUCCCCCUUUUAACAAUGGGCCAAUCAGAAGAGAGCUAUUUUAAUAACUGAGUAGAAGUGAUAGAAAACGUGAUGAUUGUAAAUAACUAGACAAUUUAGUGGCAGACGAAGAUUAAUAUUAGUUUUUAUUUUAUGGGUUUUUGAGAAAUAAUUGCCAAUCUAAACGUUGAAAUAUUACGAUAAUUUUGAGCUAAAAUGUAUUUCAGUUAGUUGAUUGAAUUUUUUUGUUUUGUUUUGUUUUACUUUUUGGCAUGCCGUAGUUAUUAAAAAUACAAAUUUUGUUAAACUUCUCCUCUAAUACAUUGAGGCUGUUGGGUGUUUGUGAAGGCAGAACGGCAGCUGUCGUGUCUCCAGUUUUCAGUCAAGCCUGGAUGCGUGCCAGUUUGUUUACUCUCCCUCUCUCGUCCGGAGGGGCGGGGUCCACAUGGUGCUACAUCAACAACACUAGCAUCUAGUUUGCGGAUGAAACGCUGUCGUUUACGCUGCCUCUGUAGUCUGCUCCUCUUCCACGCUGUUGGAGACAUAUUUACGCCUUUUUGUUCCGUUUUUUGCGAGUAAAUUGGGAGAAAGGAUACGAAGGCGGUGGGAUCGCGGGUGUCCGCUCAGUCUAACCAGCGGCUCCUUGGGGGGAUGUGAGCACUAGACGCUGGAUGACAACGAUAAAUGCAAUGGACCAGCAGAGGGCGCUGCAUUCCGGUUGCUUGGUCUCAGGGGUCCGGACGCCUCCCGUCCGGCGGAACAGCAAGCUGGCCAGCUUGGGCCGCAUCUUCAAGCCCUGGAAGUGGAGGAAAAAGAAAAACGAGAAGCUGAAGCCUACAGGCGCGGAGAAGAAAUCAGCUGUGCGCCAGAGGAGAGACGACCUCGACGCUCGGACCUCGGAUGAGACGGAAACAGGAUGCGAUCAGGCCUGUGGAGGUCAAAACGAAGAUCCCGACAGCCUGACUCACUCUGACAGCGAGGACAGAGACGAGGGACCGGUGGCGCCUUUAGCCAACGCCAACGAAGACCUCGGGAGUGACCUGGAAGCCUCUACAGUUCAGGAUGUGACUGAAGAUGUCAACUCAGCGGGCGAUCACAGCCAGAGUGGAGAAGGAGAGGAGGAAAGCAUCUCCGUUAGUGACCUCUGCGAUGACCAGUCCACGGCGAAGGCGGAGACCACCGAGGGGAAACGUGAGGAGGCGGCGGUGGCGCCCAAGCCGCAGAGACGAGCCAGCACCCCUCCUUUGCCAAACCUGCCAGUCAAACUGCUCACCCGACUGGGCAGCCUCGACGCCGCUCCUCCGGUUCUCGUGAAAAAGUCGCCGGCCACGUUACCCAGAAACUUCACUCUGCCCAAAGACACUCACGGCUCCCUGAUGAGAGGCAGGAUCUCCACCCCCACCGGGUCCCCCCACCUUGGGACGAUACACCAGCAGCUGCCCCCCAGCUGCAUCAUUGAGGAGCUGCACCGCGCACUGGCCUCCAAACACCGACAGGAAAGGUUUGUGAAAUCUGAUCUCAGUUUCCAAACAAAGGAGGCGCGCUCCUCGCCGAAGCGCAGGCUGGAAGGUCGUCUGUCCCGCACGUCCAGCACGGAAAAGGAGCCGACCGGCGAACCCGAGAGCAAAAAACAGUCCGACGAGAACAAAGAGAACCGGCGCCUGGACGAAUACUGGAGCGACCAGGACAGCUGGAAUGAGUCCGUGAUCUCCGGGACACUCCCGCGCCGGAUGAAGAAGGAGCUGCUGGCCGUGAAGCUGAGAAACCGACCUAGCAAGCAGGAGCUGGAGGACCGCAACAUCUUCCCCGUCCGCAGCGACCAGGAGCGACAAGAAAUCCGCCAGCAGAUCGAGAUGAAGCUGGCCAAGAGGCUGAGCCAGAGGCCCGCGGUGGAGGAGCUGGAGAGCCGCAACAUCCUCAAGCAGAGAAAUGAUCAGACUGAGCAGGAGGAGAGGAGAGAAAUCAAGCAGCGGCUGAACCGAAAGCUCAACCAGCGGCCGACGGUGGACGAGCUGCGGGAAAGAAAGAUCCUGAUCCGCUUCAGCGACUACGUGGAGGUGGCCAAAGCUCAGGACUACGACAGGCGUGCCGACAAACCCUGGACGAGACUGUCCGCCGCCGACAAGGCGGCCAUCAGGAAAGAGCUGAACGAGUUCAAAAGCAACGAGAUGGAAGUCCACUCUUCCAGCAAGCAUCUGACCAGGUUCCACCGACCUUAGCAAGGUUUCUUCUGUGAAGAGUUGCUAAAAUCUGUGGGCGGGGCCUCGGCCUGCCGGUCAGCGCUCGUCCUGACGUCUGCAAACCUUGGAGGCUAUGUCUCUGAAAAUGGACCUGGCUCUGGUCGGAGGAGCGGCCCCCGAUGGCGGCCGGGGUUCUGAUGGACACAGCAGAGACUCUUUUGUAAACCGCGUCUGCAGCGGACUUUCAUAUCAACACUGUACAUGUUUUUGUCUUUAUAAGCACUAUUUAUUGUCUGCACAAUACAGCUUUUCAAUUUGUAUCAAAACUUGAGUUGCAUUUUUUUUAAUAAUCCCUCGAUGAGGGGAUUUGGAGGUGGAUUUAUCUGUCGAAGGUCAGGAUGUGUACCUGUAAUCCUUUCAGACUCAGCCGCUGAUGAGCAGGUAACAAAUCCAGCCAGUCCUCUCAGAGGAAUGUUCUGCAGAAAUCGGGUUAAUCGGGCUGGAUUUAGGACAUUUGUUUGGCUCGUGAAACCAGCAGCAGACCCGUUCUGCUCCAGAACCAGCAGAGAAGCGUUGGCGGGGCCAAGGAUGCUCCUGCCGGCGUGAGGGGGUUAUCCUCGCCGCCGGGUGUUCUUCAGCAUAUGUUCAACUGCUCUCGUCAACACUUCCUGCGCCCAAAAUAGGCUUUGGAUUAAAACUAUGUGACAGACCGUGAGCUUUAUUUAUUUAUUUUUUUUAAAUGGGAUUCCAUCAUCACUCCCAUGAGCAACCUGAGGAGCAUCCAACUCCGCCCCUUCAGCCUGCUCACGUAACAAUCAACCACCACCCACAAAAAAAACAAAACAA
Messenger RNA from Oryzias melastigma (Indian medaka), 3445 nucleotides. It is a transcript of the gene phactr3b, whose product is annotated as phosphatase and actin regulator 3b. Lineage: Eukaryota; Metazoa; Chordata; Actinopteri; Beloniformes; Adrianichthyidae. The coding region runs from base 1091 to 2638 and encodes 515 amino acids. Gene Ontology annotation, biological process: actin cytoskeleton organization. The transcript is spliced from 13 exons. Gene Ontology annotation, molecular function: actin binding. The record is from RefSeq and is a predicted model, not a curated record.